AUGCGCCAGACUCUUCGACGGUCCUGCAGCGCAUGCGCCCGCGCAAAGAGUCGCUGUGACUUGCGCAAACCCCACUGCUCGCGUUGCGCCUCUCGCAAUAUAUCGUGCAUCUACGCCAACGAGCCUUCAUCUACCUCGUCUGGUCCGCACCAUCAUCAAAUAUCUGCCUUUGGCUCCGUCGAUCCCUUUGAGACGUAUCCUCAGUUGUACGCACUCGAAUAUUUCCCCUAUUGUGUCUCGCACAAAAUUCACGUGCUCACCGUCGGGGUAGUUCUUCACAAGAUUGCCUUCCAAUACUAUCCUCUUGAUCGCAAUCCGCACUCGAAUCCAUUUUUAGUAUCAUGGUGGCCCCUCGCCCUAGGAGACCCCGUCUUGUUCCACGUGUCGUUGCAAACGGCAUGUCUCGACGAAGAGUUCUUUGGCCAAAAGGGCUUCCAGACAUCGGAGCAGCUCAUGUCUGACUCUGUCGUGCUGCUUCGACGAAAAGUACAAGAUGUCUCGCUGGCGAUGCAAGACAGCACGAUAAACUCUGUCAUCACGCUUGCCACAAUAGAGUUCGAUACUCAAGAUGACCAAGGUAAUGGUGAUGGUGUCAGUCCGAUUCCAGAAUGGUCAAUACCUCAAACCGCCGACCCACCGGCUUUAUCUGAGGCAGACCUGGAUCCCGAGACCUGGAACGUCUUUUCGCGUCUAUAUGGCAUAUUUCAGCGAGCCAAACGCGCGCCCCUCCCUCUCCUCCGACUUCAUGCUCUCACCUGCUUUGUUGUGCAUCGACUUCUAACACCGACAGAGCCCCCCUUAGCUCUCUCCGACUGCGUUCGCUGCGCCAUGGUGCUCUAUAUGCUAAUUUUGCAAGGGCCGAUAUACUAUCCUCACGCGGCUAUAAUGCACAAAACAACAGCACAGCUCGUCACGCAGCUCCAAGAUUGCGCAAGGUUACGAGCCUCCAGCCCGCUGGAGCUGUGGCUUGUCGCCAUUGGCUUGGUGGCUUCGCAUGGCACGCCAUUCUACAAAUUACUGCAGGAAGAGGCGCGCGUACAAUCCACGUUUCUAGGGCUACAUUCAUGGAAUGAUACGUCUGUGCUCAUUAAGAGUGUCUUGUGGCUUGAAGCACCUCAGACGGAAAUGGUCUUCCAAAGUCACUGGGACAUGGCACUUGGCCAUGAUUGCCCACUGGUGACUUUUGGCUCAGUUCAGUCUGCACCAUUCAACGACGGUCAAGAGGCUAGCAUUGACUUCCAAACUGAAACACAGUAUCAAUGA
Messenger RNA from Beauveria bassiana ARSEF 2860, 1263 nucleotides. RefSeq names its product C6 zinc finger domain-containing protein. NCBI's taxonomy places the organism in Eukaryota, Fungi, Ascomycota, Sordariomycetes, Hypocreales, Cordycipitaceae. Gene Ontology annotation, biological process: regulation of DNA-templated transcription. Bases 1 to 1263 code for a protein of 420 amino acids. The record is from RefSeq and is a predicted model, not a curated record. Gene Ontology annotation, molecular function: DNA-binding transcription factor activity, RNA polymerase II-specific; zinc ion binding. The transcript has 3 exons.